Sphenostylis stenocarpa is the source of this 1677-nucleotide messenger RNA. Lineage: Eukaryota; Viridiplantae; Streptophyta; Magnoliopsida; Fabales; Fabaceae. The record is from the annotation of a GenBank genome assembly.
AUGGAAGAGGCAGAUCUUGACUUCUCUCUUGAGUACGGAUUCGAAGGACAUGGUCAUCUUCUUUGCAAUCUAGUGGAAGGUGUCUGUGCUGCUAGAGUUUUGGCCAUGGUUAAGAUUAAUGGGUUUAAAGGAACUGAUGAGAUUCUUGUGCUCAAGUGUUUCAUCAAUGGUGGAGUUUUCUUGAAAAAGAUUCGCAUAAACAUGUUAAAGGAUGGUUUCGGACGGACUGUGGAGUUCCAUUGCCGUGAAAAGGCAGAAUUUCUGUUGACAAUUUGUAACAAGUCCGACGACGUCUCCAAGAUUUUGUUACCAUUGGAGUUGCUUUUAAUCAUUGUUUCAUUCCUUCCCUUCAAGGAAGCGGUGAGAAAUUCUGUCCUCUUUAAAAAUUGGUUCAAGGCAUGCAAGUCCACCAAAAACGUAGAGUUCAAUGAACUCUUUUUCGUUAAACCGGACCAAUCUUCUGAAACAAGAGAAGCCCAGAGAACGGCUUUUCUUGACUUCAUCAGAAUUUGGAUCGCAAACCACAAAGGAGCUGACUUGGACAAGUUUUCUUUGAAGUUGUCGAUAAUAGGAAACGUGGGUGAAAUCAUUGAUCAAUGCGUUGAUUUUGCCACACGACGUGAGGUGAAAGAAUUGGAACUUGACUUUACUGAUUCGAGUUGGGAUAUGCAUGAAGACUACUUUGCAGAUUAUGAGGCACCGUUUGAAUUGCCAAGACAGACUUACGCACAUAUUGGUCUUGAGUAUUUAAAAUUAUAUUCGUGUAGUUUUCUUGAGACUGAAGUGCGUAACUUUCGUGUACUCAAAGAAGUUUCUUUGGGUUGGAUGAAAGUGAGUCUCACUGCUAUUAAGGCUUUGCUUUCAAACUGUGAAAUGCUUCGGAGUCUGAGUUUUAAAAGGUGUUGGAACGCAGAAAGUUUUCACCUAGGGCAAGAAGAGACCGCGGGUCUAAGAAAGUUUGUCAUUGAACGUUGCCGUUUUGGAUUUGAUUCUUUCAAGGUCAAUGCACCGAAUCUCAAAAUUUUCAAGUACUUCGGGCGGAUGAGAUUCAAUAUAAUGACAGAAAUUCAUUCAACUGAAAUGGAAGAGGUGGAUCUUGACUUCACUUUUGAAUAUUUAUAUCAAGGAUAUGGUCACGCUCUCCACUGUCUGCUGAAACAGCUCUCUACUGCUAGAGUUUUGACUGUAUGUAGUUAUAUGCUUCAGAUUAUCCCUAGUGGACCUGAACAACUACAAAUGGAGCAUAGCAUGCAUGUACGACAUUUGAUCAUGAAAGCGUCCUUGCACGAGGAUGAGUUGUUAGGAAUCGCAUUCUUCCUCAACAGCUGCCCUAUAUUAGAGUGUCUCACCAUUCAACUGUGUUUAAAAAAUGAUCUGUCUGAUAAUGAAGAACCAUUUUAUUUCAACCUCAUGCGAUUCUGGGUUGACUUUUUGGGAGAUUGCGAAUGCUUGAGAUCAAGUCUGGAAGUGGUGGAGAUUAAUGGCUACAGAGGAGAGAUGAAUGAGAAUCUUCUGCUCAAGUAUUUGAUCUUUAGUGGACUUCUCUUGAAAAAGAUGAAUAUAAACUUGUUGAGGGAUGAGUCCGGUAGGCUCGUGGAGUCUCACAGUCGUCAAUAUGCAGAAGAUCUUUUCACAAUUCACAGGGCUUCAAUAGACUUAGAGAUAUCAAUAUAUUAG